This is a messenger RNA of Aspergillus terreus NIH2624, 2151 nucleotides long. RefSeq names its product Hsp70 family protein. Bases 1 to 2151 code for a protein of 716 amino acids. The transcript has 5 exons. Gene Ontology annotation, molecular function: ATP binding; ATP-dependent protein folding chaperone. The record is from RefSeq and is a predicted model, not a curated record. NCBI's taxonomy places the organism in Eukaryota, Fungi, Ascomycota, Eurotiomycetes, Eurotiales, Aspergillaceae.
AUGGACCUGAUGAGCUCUCGGUUUAAGUCCUUCACCUUCCGGUCGAGAUCCAAAAACAACAUUCAACAAUCCACUCCGCCGACUUCCUCGACGCCUCCUGCGCCCUCCAAUCCCUCCACCAGCACACUUGUCGCGCCUCCUGGUCCGGCGUCCACCACCUCUGUCAGUUCCGCGCCCUCGGGUCACAGUUCGUCGUCCAGCGCCAGUCUCCCUAUGAACAACAACCAGCUGGGCCGACCCCCCAGUUACUCCUACAACACCGCCCGGCCCACCAGCCCCCUUCCGCCCGGUCAACACCUCUCCCACCAACCCCCUCCCUUGAACACCAAUAUGCAGUAUCAACCCAACCCGCAACCCAUGGGCGCGCCGCCCGGCUACGGCAUGCAACAAGCCAUGGCACCGCACGGUGGGAUGGCUCCCGGAAUGCCCCAACCCCAGUACAUGCGCAACCCCGCAGUGGAGGUCGAAGGCGCCGGCCGGAGUAAAGCCCAACUUAUCGUCGGAAUCGAUUUUGGAACCACCUUCUCCGGAGUCGCCUUCGCCUUUGCGACCAACAAUGAGGCCCGCGAGGAUAUCAUUACUGAGUGGCCGGGUGCAGGAACCCACACCAAACAAAAGAUUCCCACCGUGUUAUACUACGACCAGUAUCAAAAAGUGGUCGGAUGGGGUCCGGAUAUCGCCGACGCUUUGGCCCCCACCGGCUAUCCCAAACAAGGGGUGCAGAAGGUCGAAUGGUUCAAACUGCAACUGAUGCUGUCGGGCAACACAUACAUCGACCCUAUCAACCUACCUCCUCUGCCACCAGGCAAGUCCGAGAUCGAUGUCGCCGCCGACUAUCUCUUCAAGCUGCGCCAGGCCAUGCGGGCGCAGCUGCAGAAGACCCUCGGCGAGGUCUUUACGAGAGAAGAGCGUAACAUCCGAUACUAUCUUACGGUACCAGCGAUCUGGAACGACGCCGGCAAGGCCGCCACGCGUGCGGCCGCCCUCCAAGCGGGAUUCUUGCGGGACGAGAACGACAACCGCCUCACCUUAAUCUCCGAGCCCGAAGCCGCGGCGCUCUUCUGCGCAAAGACCGGUCUGUUGAACCUCAAGGUCGGCGACGCCAUCCUCAUCGUCGACUGCGGCGGUGGAACCGUAGAUUUGAUCGCAUACGAGGUGGAGGAAGAACAGCCCUUCAGCGUCGCCGAAUGCACCGCAGGAUCCGGUGACUCGUGCGGUUCCACCGCGUUGAACCGCAACUUUAGCAACAUCCUCCGCGCGAAGAUCCGCAAGAUGAAGCUGCCUGACGGCUCGCGCACCGCCCGGAAAGGUGCCGACUUCCGCAACAACGGUUCCAAGUGGGCCGUGGAUGUGGGUAUCGAGGCCGACUUCCCCGACGCAGGCAUCGAGGAGGGCUAUAUGACGUUCACCAACGAGGAGAUCCUCCAAUGCUUCGAGCCGGUGGUCAACCGGAUCCUCGAGCUGGUGCGCAACCAGAUUAUCGCCAUUCAGGCACAAAACCGCUCGCUCCAGAAUGUUCUGGUUGUUGGUGGUUUCGGAGCAUCGGAAUAUCUCUUCCAGCAGAUCAAGCUCCAUGUUCCCCCGCAGUAUCAGACCAAGGUCGUCCGCCCGAUGGACUCGGUCGCCGCGAUCGUCAAGGGCGCCGUCACCGCCGGUAUCACCGAGCGGGUCAUCACGCACCGUGUUGCGCGUCGGCACUACCUCAUGGCCACCUUGCAGCCUUUUAAGGAAGGCUACCACCCGGAGCAGUACCGUGUGCCGAGUCUGGACGGGCGAGACCGGUGCAAAUACACACGGCAGAUCUUCGUGCAGAAGGGUGAGCGCGUGCGCAUCGGUGAGCCCGUCAAGGUCAGCUUUUUCCGACAGGUCGCGCCCGGCGCGACCCUCAUGUACGAGGAUAUCCUGUACGCGUGUGAUGAGGAUGUCUGUCCCGAGUACACGAAAGAUCCACGUAUCAAGGAAGUCGUGACGCUUACGUCGGACCUCUCCCGCAAGAACCUCGAGACCGAUUUUGAGCGCAUGGAUACGCCACAGGGAACCUUCUACCGAGUAUACUUUGACAUCUAUCUCACGCUAGACGGUAGCGAGUUCAGCGCCGAACUGGUCUGCCAGGGCGAGGUCAUGGGCCGGUGUCGGGCCAAGUUCCGGUGA